Molecule: messenger RNA, 966 nt
Organism: Anthostomella pinea
Lineage: Eukaryota; Fungi; Ascomycota; Sordariomycetes; Xylariales; Xylariaceae
Source: the annotation of a GenBank genome assembly
AUGGGGAUCUUGAUGAUGGCUCGUCCGCUUCAAGCGCUCUUGUGUCUCGCUCUUCUAGGAUUGGGCAAGUCACAGGGAUUCGUCACCUUUCUCAACCCGAUUGGAGACGAAUUGGUGGACGCAGGAACGACUCAUGAAGUCAGAUGGUCUCCCGGCUCGAUAUUAGGUGAUGCCACACUGUCGUUGCUGUCAGGCGAGAAUGACAUGACGCUGUCGUUCAAAGGCGAGAUUGAUACAUCAAUAGAUAUCGGGAAUGGAUCAUAUCUCUGGGAUGUAGGGAAGGAUCUUGGGACCGAGCAGGCCUACGGCUUGAAAUUGACCUUCAACUCGGACCUCGACACAUUCGAAUAUGGCGCCUCCUUCAAGAUCGCCGCUAUGGAUGGUAUCUCUGGUACCACAACUCCCGAAACGGCGUCUCAGAGCACGACAGGCACUCCGAGCUUAAGCACCGUGUCCCCGACCACAAGCGACAGCUCGUCCGCGGCCGCAGCCUCGUCACAGUCAACGCCAACGCCGACGGCCGAGUCCAAAGCUGACCCUGACUCGAGCUCUACACACACAGGUGCCACUGUGGGAGCUGUCAUUGGUGUUGUUGCUCUCGUAGCGAUAAUAUGCGGCCUGGCCGCCCUCGUGCUCUACUAUAGAAGGAAAUCGAGAUCACAAGGAUCCUCCGGUAAAGGCGACGAGGACAAGAUCGAGAUAGUGGAGGGUUACAACAAGUCAGAACUCGAUGCUAGCCAGACCGAGGUACAAAUGGUGCAGGUCUACGAACUCGAUGCCACGCAGUACGCCCACGAAGUUGACGCGACAACACCUCCGACGGAGCUGGAAACGAGCUCGAGAGGGGAACUUCCCGCCCUGAAGUUGGAGGAUUCGUGGCCGUCUUUGGAAUAUCCGAGCCCGUUGACCAGAACGGGGACCCCUCGAUCUGAUGCGGUGCCUCCGAGUCCGAUGUCCAUGUUGUGA